Molecule: messenger RNA, 2305 nt
Organism: Macrosteles quadrilineatus (aster leafhopper)
Lineage: Eukaryota; Metazoa; Arthropoda; Insecta; Hemiptera; Cicadellidae
Product: elongation of very long chain fatty acids protein 6-like
Exons: 2
Coding region: 348-1232 (294 amino acids)
Biological process (GO): fatty acid elongation, monounsaturated fatty acid; sphingolipid biosynthetic process; fatty acid elongation, saturated fatty acid
Cellular component (GO): endoplasmic reticulum membrane
Molecular function (GO): fatty acid elongase activity
Source: RefSeq, a predicted model, not a curated record
UUCUGUCAUUUCAUUUCCCAGUUGAUCGUGGUCAGUUGAAUUUUCUAGGCCGGUUACUGACACGCAGUGUAAUCAAGUGUUCUGCUAGUGUAUGGGAAGUUAAAGUUGGGUGGGUCCAGGUUAUAUUCCAAGUGUUUCGCCGGUUAAACUACAAAGAGUGCUAAUAAUUUACUGUAGUUUACUACACAGGAAAAUAAGUCCUUUUCAAACUGGAUUAUUGUUGCCAUCUGUUGUGUCGGUAUGUUAACCUAGAUUGCAAAUUUCUCUAAACCCAUAUAGUUUUGCUUCUGGAGGGUAUUUUGCUUCUCUUGGACUUCUGUUCUACUUGUAAAAAUACUUAAAUUAAAAUGAAGGACUACUACGAAGAUCUUACUCUAAGAAACUAUUCUUAUAUAUUUAAUUUUGAAGAGGAAUUUAAGCAUUUGGAUUCAAGAGUAUGGAUGAUCAAACAUUGGACCAAAGGAUUCUACUAUUGUGCUAUUUACAUGAUUUUAAUCUUUGGUGGCCAAUACUACAUGCAGUCUAGACCCAGAUUUCAACUUAGAGGAGUCCUAUCGCUGUGGAACACACUUUUAGCCAUAUUUAGUAUAAUUGGUGCCUGCAGAACUGCACCUGAACUAAUACACGUUCUCAAGAACUAUGGAAUAUACCACUCAAUCUGCGUCCCAAGUUUCAUCGAACAUGACCGAGUCGCUGGUUGCUGGUCGUUCCUCUUCGUUCUCUCCAAGCUUCCUGAACUGGGAGACACGAUGUUCAUUGUUCUACGGAAGCAACCUCUCAUCUUCCUCCACUGGUAUCAUCACAUUACGGUUCUUCUCUACUCCUGGUUCUCUUAUACAGAAUACACUUCCUCCGCCCGCUGGUACAUCGUGAUGAACUACUGCGUACACUCCAUCAUGUACUCCUACUAUGCUCUGCGCUCCAUGGGAUAUCGUCCUUGGAAGAACAUCGCUAUGUUGAUCACCUCUUGUCAACUCACCCAGAUGAUCGUCGGUUGUGCUGUCAAUAUUUGGGCUGCUCAAUAUCUUCAGGAAGGCAAACAAGACUGCCACGUAUCUUGGUUCAACAUCAAGUUGUCACUUCUGAUGUACUUCAGCUACUUUGUUCUGUUUGCAAGAUUCUUCUACAAAGCUUACCUCAACCCGAGUGCUGGUAAACGCAAGGCACAGAUGAGUGACAUCCCUGGCAAAUACACCAGCAACGCCAGCAAUGCUAAGGUCAAGGCUCAGUAAGUACACUGCGAAUAACUGGAUUGAAUUGGUGAAAGAAAGAAAUACUUUCGACUUUUAGUUGUGAUCUCUUAUAGUAACGACUGUCUUGAGUGGUUGUUCAGUUAGUUACCGGUACUUUUCUUAGAGAUAAAUGAAUUUUAUGAUGAAUUCACUUCUCUCUCUCUCUCUCUUACUCCGGUUAAAUUAAACCAACGGUUUUAGUCUCCGCUGUAAAAUUAUGCUAACAUUUUUAUCACGCCGUCGAAUGUUUUUCUUUCUUUCCCAAUCUCAUCCGUUUCUGAAGUGCACAAAGUAUAAUGGACUGAAGUUAUGAUAGAGAGUUUUUCUUCAGAGAAAUCUUGCAGUAAUUUAUUUUAUACAUGCUAGUCAUUAACAUUCAUUAUUGUUGUGGAUAGAAUCAGGUCUUGUUAUGCCGAUUGUGGACAAAAUCGCACAAGUGGCCAUCUACAUGUUCCUGUUGCAUGAAUUACUUAAGAAACUAAUUUGUAUAAAAUAUUCAGGACAUGUACAUUUUCAGUUUUAGUUUUAUGUAAGCAAGUUAGUUAACCUUUUGAAGAAUUUUGUACCAACCCUCUGAAGCUAAUAAUGCACUCAUCAGAAUUUCUGUGAUUUAAAAUUGUUAUUAAUUGUAGAUUUUGUACAUUUUUUGUCUAUCAAAAAGUAUAUAGAAAAUCAAUUGGUAUGUGAAGUAAGUUUGGAAAAGAAAUUGAUUGUUACCACCACUAUUAGUUUUUGUUUAGGCCACUGUUAUUGAAGCACUAUAUAGUCAAAAGACUAACUGUAGGUUUUUUUAUGAUUUUUUACCUCUUAAGUCUUUUUUUAAGAUCAAGUAUCAUUUAAGUAUCAAAACAAUGUAUCAUAUUGUACAGCUGGAACAAAUUUUGACUUAAGCUAACUCAGGCUGAUAGCCUUAUAACCUACAAGUGUGUUCAAAAUUUCACCAUGCCGUCCUAAAGUCAGUUUACUAAAUUAAUUAAAGUUAUGUGAUUUUUCUGCAAUAGUUAACUUAUACCUAACAUUUUGUUCAUAGUGUGCAUAUUUUUUACAUUUAUAAUUAAAUAUAUCAGAUCAUU